Molecule: messenger RNA, 2301 nt
Organism: Vitrella brassicaformis
Lineage: Eukaryota; Vitrellaceae
Source: the annotation of a GenBank genome assembly
CCGAACGUCGAUGUCUCCUCCCAACAUGUCUCCUCCCAACAUGCACACCCAUCUAUCUCAUCCACCCGCUGCCCCCGUCGGUCUGUCUGCAUCGAUCGCAUAGACAGAUGGAUGUGGCAUGCACAUGUCGAAAGAGAAUUCCCACAACCGACGACAAACUUAGUCAGGUCGAUAAAACCUCACACACUCACCUUGUAGCACAGGCACACACCUAGCACAACUCAACUACUCAUCCAUUCACUCCUUCCGCCCCCCCGUCACCAGCCUGUCCGUGCGUCUGCGUGACACGCGCACACCUCACGUCAAAGCCGCCACCCAACCGAUCCACACACUCGAAGCAGAAGUCUGGCCAAUCGCCCGUCUUCCAGUCCGUCGACGGCCAGCAUGACGUCCGCCCAGUCAGGUCGGAUGAGACCCACCAGCCUCAUGCACGACAGGGCAGGCAACCAGGUGUAUUGUACAGACACAGCUAGAUAGGUCGUCGGAUCGGCUUUAUCGCAUUGUCUGUCUGUCUCCCCAUUUGAGCAGCGGCAUUUCUAACUAACGCGCCAGUCAUUUGCAGCCAGUCCUCGCUCGACAACGUAUGCACAGCGGCCACAACAACAUAUCCACCUCGCCGUAUCAGCACCGCUCCCUUCCAAGCCCAGGCCUUCUCCUGCUUGGGGCUGAUCUGCAUGGGACGAGCUCAGGUGGGCUGCCGGCGAUUGUCAUCAUAUUCGCUCUCCAGUUCCUGCAAGCAUGAAGGCAUUGAUUGGAUUGCAUGCCAUGCGCCACGUCCAUGUGCCGUCCGUCGUGGGGUUGGUAGCUCAGCUGACUGAGUGCUGCAUGUCUUAUGUGCUGACUGACUGACUGACUGACUCACCCUGAGCACCCCGAUGGGUAUCUUUAUCGACAGAGCCGUCUGCACAAGAGCCUCGGCCUGACGCGCACACACACACACACACAGAGCAUUCGAAUGUGUCGUCGUGAGCAUGGCAUGAGUGUCUGACCUUGAGUGUGGUGGGUGAGCACUUGAGGCGGUGCAGGAUGGCCUCGAAGGACUCCUUGAACAGCUCAUCUGCACCACACAGACAGACAGACAGGCAGGCAGCCGUCAACCAUCGACGGAUCGACCAAUGCACCCACCCGGAGGCUCUGUGUGUGUCGGCUCGGCUCGGCUGCUGACCUUGUUGGAGGGUGACGGUGGCCAGGGCGACUCGAAAUACGAUCUUGAUGCCCUCCGCCAGGAAGAUGUCCCACACACGCACCAUCACCUGCACACACACAGAUGCACACACACAGCCACGGGGGUGCGGUGCAAUGGUGGGUGCAUCAUAAAUGUCGGUCUGUUGUGUGUUCCCUCUGUGUGUGACCUCGAAAGGGAAGUUGUAUGUGAAGACGGUCAUGAACCACUGGGACGCAUACAUGGUCGCGUCGACAUUCUCGGCGCGCUACACACCACACGUACAACAUACAGACAACAGCAGGGAGGGACAUGGUUGAUGGUGUCUGUCUGCCAUGCCCACCAGGUGGUCGUGCAGGCGCGGCAUGUGGGCCUGCAACAGGCGCUGGAACUGACACCCACACAGACAGAUGGGAACGAGACACACGGUGGUGAAUUGAUGAUCAUCUCUUGUCAGUGUAUGUGUGACCUGGUAAAAGUACUUGUCCAGCAGAGGCAGCCCGGGGCGGCUGUGCUUGCUGUGCUGACCCGAGCCCCGAUCUCUCUCUGAAGAGUAAGUGUUUGGGGAAGGUGCGGCUGAUGUCACGCGAGAUGUCACCCUCACACACAGCCUCGGGCUCGCGAAGCAGACGCUGAAUGACGCCGACACACAGACGUAUACACACGCGCGUCUGCGUGUCUGCUUGUCUGUCUGUCCGGUGACCUGAUAGAGUCCCUCAGGGUGUUUGUUGAAGAGGUUCCGCGAGGCUGCCAGCUUCUGCCACACAAAGCCGCGGAGGCAAUCGGGGACGCCGUGACGGAUCUUCUGCUUCAACUGCCAAGGCCAGAUCACACACAAGGAACACACAAGCAAUGCACUGCGAUGGAUGGAUGGAUGGAUGCCGCCUCUCCACCCACCAGAUCUCUGUUGUUUGUGCGGAAUCUGUCGAUGUCGAUGCAGAUAACCCGCCAUUGGUGCAGGGACCGCAGAUCAUUGCGGUACUUCCACCCCUCGCCGCCCGACUGAGCCCUCUCCGCCGUCUCGGCCGGGAAGGAAGGAGCCGUCAGUGUGUCCAGCUCGCUGCGUGAUUCAUCAUCUUCAGAUGCUCCUUCGUCUGAAGGGACUGCUGCAGUCCGCAUCUCACGCCGCAUUUCGGUCC